AUGGCCCUAACUAACAACAGAUUAACGGCAAAGUCGUCCUCGAAUGUCCUCGGAAGUCUCCCACUGCGCGACGCGCGCGGGGUCGAGACGUCGCCGCGCGCGAUGGCGGACCGCGCGAAGCCCGAGUCCACGUUCAGCGUGAACUUCGACACGUCCAUCGCGUCGUCGGCGCCGGCGCCGUCGCGGCCGCGGCGACCCGCGGGCCGCGGCGACCGCGGGGCCGCGGGCGACGGAGGCGGAGGACGCGGCGCGCGCGCGGUCGCGCCCGCGGUGAGCGACGUCGCGAACGUCAGCGACCUCGACGGGUUCGACCUCGCGGAGCCGGACGCGAUCGUCGCCGGCUCGCUCGCGCGCCGCAGCAGCGAGAGCGACACCGAGUCCAGCGUCCCGGUCCAAGCGUACGGACGGAAACCUCCGGUGUGGUCGCUCAGCGCGAUGCAACAUCGUCACACGAUUCGCGAGGGCGGCGACACCGCGGAGAAGCUCUUCGCGGAGCUGCUGCAGAGCUCGCAGGCUGCGCUCGAGGCGGCGGAGAGGGAGAAAUUCGACGCCAUCUCGCGCGCGGAGGAAGCGGAGCGCGCGUCCGCGGCGAGCAGCGAGCGCGAACGGCGUCUUCUUCGCGCGAGCGGCGGCGGCGGCGGCGGCGGCGGCGGCGGCGGGCGAUACGAUGCCGACGCGUCCAGCAGCGUCGCGACGGACCCGCCGGACCUCGCGUCGCUGUCCGUGAGCGACACCGCGCGCAGCAGGGACGCCGCCGCGGUGAGGAACGCGUACGCGAAGUUGCCGUGCGCGAACGAGAACGAGAGGCCGAGCGCGUCGGGCCGCGGCGGCGGCCGCGGCGGCGGCGGCGCGGGGUCGUCCGUCGUCUGGCGCAGCAACGACGCGGCGAGCGCGUACGACGCGCCGCUGCCGCCGCGGCCGUCGUGGAGCGUCCUCGGCAUGGCCCGACGCGCGCAGACGCCCGAGGCGGCGGCGAGCGAGAGAGCCGAGCGCGACGCCGCGGACGCGAAAGCGAAGGCGGCGGCGGCGAAGAAGAAGACGUCGACGCGCGUCGCCGCGGCGGUCAAAUCAGGCGCGUUCUAUCUCACACUGGUCCCCAUACGACCGCGUCGGCGUGGUGAACGCCGUUCCUUAAGGACUUUCUCUUCCGGCGUUCGUCUCUCUCCGCCCAGGGUCCCUCGCUUUCAAUCCCGACACCCCUCGAUGCCUUUCGACUCCGCUUCUGACGCCUUUCAACUCCACCCCGACAUCAUCGCUCGUACGGACCCUCGACCCUCAGAGUUGUUGUCGCCGUCGCUCGCGCUCGCGCGCGCCGCGGAGACGGCGGACGUCGCCGCGAACCGCGCGGAAACGCUCGCGGGGGCGAUGCGGACCGUCGCGGAGCUCGUGGAGGAGGGGAGGAUAACGGACCCUGGGGAGGCGUUGCGGAAAAUCCGCGACGUCGCGCGACGCGCGGAGAAGACGUGUCGCGAGGUGGAAGCGGACGCCGCGCGCGGCGGGGGGCUCGGCGUCACGUCGAAGAAGUCGCUGGAGGGGAUACACGAGUGA
Micromonas pusilla CCMP1545 is the source of this 1548-nucleotide messenger RNA. RefSeq lists its product as uncharacterized. The coding region runs from base 1 to 1548 and encodes 515 amino acids. The record is from RefSeq and is a predicted model, not a curated record. The transcript has a single exon. Lineage: Eukaryota; Viridiplantae; Chlorophyta; Mamiellophyceae; Mamiellales; Mamiellaceae.